Molecule: messenger RNA, 2584 nt
Organism: Triplophysa rosa
Lineage: Eukaryota; Metazoa; Chordata; Actinopteri; Cypriniformes; Nemacheilidae
Gene: fhl3a
Product: four and a half LIM domains 3a
Exons: 6
Coding region: 233-1072 (279 amino acids)
Biological process (GO): actin cytoskeleton organization
Cellular component (GO): Z disc; nucleus; stress fiber
Molecular function (GO): actin binding; transcription coregulator activity
Source: RefSeq, a predicted model, not a curated record
CCACUGGGGCGGGAGCUUGUGACUCACUUAACUUCCUCUGUAUAGUCGCGCAUGGGAGAGUUGAGCGCUAUCAUUCCUUCAGCCGGUGUGCUUUGAGAGAGCUGAAAACUUCUGCACUAAAACAAGAGGAGUACAGAAACAUUAAACAGGUCAACUGAGCCCGGCGCACUUCAUACAGACGGCGCGCGUCUUGAAAGAGUUUUAUAGGGGGACAACUCGAAUCAGGAGCAUCAUGAGCGAGCGCUUUGACUGUGACAACUGCAAGGAGUCUCUGUAUGGCAGGAAGUACAUCCAGGCGGAAGACAACCCGUACUGCAUCCCUUGUUACGACAGCCUGUUUGCAAACACCUGCGAUGAGUGCAAAGAGCUGAUUGGCCAUGAUUCUAGAGAGUUGUUUUACGAGGACCGUCACUAUCACGAGCAUUGCUUCCGCUGUUUCCGCUGCGACCGCUCGCUGGCAGAUGAGCCCUUCACCAGUCAGGACGACGCUCUUCUCUGUAACGACUGCUACUGCAAUGAGUUCUCCUCCAAAUGUGUGGCCUGCGACAAAACCGUCAUGCCUGGCACCAGGAAGCUCGAGUAUUCCGGCUCCACAUGGCAUGAGAGCUGUUUCAUUUGCAACAGCUGUCAACAGCCAAUUGGCUCCAAGUCUUUUAUCCCAGACAAAGACGACCACUACUGCGUACCCUGUUAUGAGAACAAGUUCGCACCGCGCUGCACUCGAUGUAAACAGGCUUUGGCUAAAGGCGGUGUGACCUACAGGGACGAGCCGUGGCACAAGGAGUGCUUUGUGUGCACGAGCUGUAAGGUUCAAUUAGCUGGCCAGCAUUUCACUUCCCGUGAUGACAGCCCAUACUGCCUCAAAUGUUUCGGCAACCUGUACGCUAAGAAGUGCGAAGCCUGCAGCAAACCAAUCACAGGAUUCGGUGGAGGAAAGUACAUUUCAUUUGAGGACCGACAAUGGCAUCAGUCUUGCUUUACCUGUUCUCGAUGCUCCGUGUCGCUGGUGGGCGCCGGAUUCUUCCCCGAGCAGGAGGAGAUCCUUUGUCGUACCUGCAAUAGCAACCUAUAGAACAGCGCCUCCGUCAACACACCUCUCAUCACCACGACACGAUUACGCUUGCAUGCACAUGCACACAUCUCUUAAAUUACACCUCUGUUCAUUCCCACGAGAACCUCUUAAGAAACACCCGUGCUGAACUCUCUGAGAUCCCAGCAGACUAGCUUUUCAAACCCUGCAUAUAGCCGUGAUCUUAGCUUUGUCACAAUAUUCAAACAUGGAAGCCCAAAGAACUUUGAUUUACACACUGUUUUUUAGUUUGUUUCGCUAGUUUACGACCGGAUAAAUGAGAUUUCAGAUGUGCAGGUCUAUAUGCAGAUAAAAAUAUUUUUAUGGCCUUGAGUUCCACCGAUCUGCUUUCUAGUUAUUCCCAUUUUUAUUUUUCCUGGCCGGUCUGAACUGUCUUUAGCUGGUAAGAGUCAUUAAUGGGUGGAUGUAGUCUGUGUCUGCAGCCUGUGAAAGAACUCGAACAGAUUCCUUCAGAAACACUAAAAGGUCACAAGGUUUGGUGUUCUGUAAGUGUCUGAAACACAUUUAUGUAAAAUUGUUUCGACUAUUCUGCGCCAAGAAAGUGUAGUAACAAGAAAGAACGUGCGAAUGAUUUUGAAGAUAACAGUCACUCGUAGUCGAACAUCUAAGCAUUUACAUGCGACAUGGCUUUAUAAAUAAGCGGCUAAAGUUUGUGAGCACUUUUGUGUUGAGAAUACUGCUGUUGUUGUAUGAUGUCAUUAUGCUUCAUAGCAAACAACAAUCGAUGAGUCGCACAUGCAUUUCAUUUGACAUUGAUGCAUUUGGCAGACGCUUUUAUCCCAAAUGAUUUACAUGCAUUAUACUAUACAUUUGUUUUGGAGUAUGUGCAAUCCCUGGGAUCGAACCCAUGACCUUUGCGUUGCUAGCGCCAUUCUCCACCAAUGUGAAAUCCAAAAACUUCCAAAAAGCACAACAACAACAACAACAAAAAACACCUUAAAUGUUUUUGCAGUCCAGAGACUGUCCAAAGAGUCCAGAGAGAGGAAAAUGAAGUUUGAAAUGUAUUUUAUACACAGGUGGGACAGACUUGCAUUUGCACUAUGACUUAAAUGAUCUAUAGAAGCACAUAAACUUGCAAGAUACAGCACGCAUACACUGUAUAUACACAAACUAUGUACUUAUUCCUCUUUACUUUCCAUUUUUUAUGUGUUUGAUUGUUCAUCCGCCUACAUUAUGGCCUCAAGUGUCUGUUUUUAUAAACAUAUACAUCAUCUGAGUGUUUUGAGUGAAUGAAACUACUGUUUCGAAAAGAGUAUAAAUGUUUCAAGCUUUAUUUUUAUUUCCAGUUGAGAUAAGUGUUGUUCUUGAUGUUACUGAUGACAAUUGUACUAGUUUCACCUUGCAUUUCUUAAUUCAAGGGAUUUGAGUUUAAGGCGUGAUAAAAAUGCAUUUAACUUUUUUCAAGUGAUUUAAGUUUAAGGCGUGGUAAAAAUGCAUUUAACUUUUUUUAAUUGUUUGAUUGUUUAUUGAUUGUUUGUUGAUAAAUACUUUAUA